Messenger RNA from Penicillium olsonii, 1260 nucleotides. NCBI's taxonomy places the organism in Eukaryota, Fungi, Ascomycota, Eurotiomycetes, Eurotiales, Aspergillaceae. The record is from the annotation of a GenBank genome assembly.
AUGGAGACUCUUUCUGUACGAGGCAAAGACUUCGUGGCACAGAAGCCAACCUUUUUCGACGUGCUGGGAGAUCUGUGGGACCCCAAAUUCAACCCCAAUGGAAUUGUGAACAUUGGACUGGCUGAAAAUACGCUCAUGCACGCAGAGCUGGAGGAUUUCAUCAACACCAACUCAAAAUUCACCACGCACGCAUUAACCUACGGCGAUGGAUUCAGUGGCUCCCACAACCUGAAAGAGGCCAUCUGUCACUUCCUGAAUAACCAACUUUCACCUACCACUGCGCUCAAUCCAUCUCACCUGGCGAUUACUUCCGGUGUGAGUAAUGCGGUUGAAUGCUGCGCCUGGGCUUUGGCAGAUAUAGGCGACUACAUUCUCGUUGGGCGACCGUAUUUCAAUGCUUUCAAGACCACUCUUGGCACGCGUCCUGGUAUCAAGCUUCUCGAGGUUUCCUUUGGAGACAUUGAUCCCUUCAGUCUAGAGGCAGUGCAAGUCUAUCAAAAUGCAUACGAGGAAGCAAGAGGUAAAGGUCUUCGCGUGAGAGCGUUGAUUUUGUGUUCACCACACAAUCCCCUUGGGCGUUGCUAUCCCGAGCAUGUGUUGAGAGAAUACAUGAAACUGUGCGGCAGAAGUGGACUUCAUCUGGUUUCCGAUGAGAUUUACGCUCUGACUGUUUGGGACAAUCCACGCAUCAAAGAUGCACCGCGUUUCAAGUCUAUACUUUCAAUGGGCGAUCAGCCGGUCAUGGAUCCCAGCAUGAUUCAUGCUGUGUGGGGACUGAGCAAAGACUUUGGCGCCACAGGAUUGAGGAUUGGGUGUUUGAUCAGCCAGGCAAAUAUGGCGCUUAUUGAGGCCGCAGAAGGCAUCUCACUCUACAACUUCCCGUCAAGCCUUGCAGACCAGGUGGCUACGUCUCUCUUGCGCAAUGACGAAUUUGUUGGGGACUAUAUAGUGAAAAACCGGAUGCGCUUGGCAGACAGCUAUUUGUUUGCAACGGAGUUUCUCAGAAAUCAUGGGAUCCCGUAUUUGGAAUCUAACGCAGGAUUGUUCGUUUGGAUGAAUAUUGGAGCUGCAGUUCAAGGUGAUCCAAUUACGGACCACGAAGUUGUUGAAAGGCUGCGAAAAGAGAAGGUAUACAUUGCCACAGGAGCAGUUUAUGCUUCUGAAGAGACGGGGUGGUUUCGAAUGGUGUUUGCCCAUCCAAAGGAUGUACUAGAAGAAGGCUUGAACAGGUUGCUGCGAGCAAUCGAUGUCUCCCAAUGA